AAACUGACAAAUGAAAUGAUCAGAAAAGGGGAAAAGGAAUAAACAUUAUAAUUGUUAUAUGAUAUAAAGUAUACAGACAAAGUAACAAGAACGUUAACCCAUGGCCUCAUAUUCCUGAGUUUAUCUUGAUGAUUGAAAAAAUACUUCUCAACAAACAGUUGAUAGAAAGUCCUCCAUUAAAGCAUAAGAUGAUCCACUUUUACAGAAUGGCAUUUCUUGCUUUCCCCAUUGAUUAAUUCACUGAAUCUUUUCCCUGCUUUAGACUCAAAAUUAAGUUUCAUUUGGUUUUCCUAUCUCUCUAGCUAGCGCGGCCAUGAUGAAUAAUGGACAUAAUUACCGGAUCAUUAUGUACUUGUGGCUGCUUAGUUGCUUGCUGAUCCAUCAUGGAGUUGAAGGCAAUGGAAAUGUCGUCGCGGCCGCUAAAUGGCUUAGAGAUCCAGACCUUUCAGUCGCUAAACCAGCAGAAGCUUCUUUGAUGGAUAAUGAUAGUACUCAAUAUAAUUUCAUGUCUUCCAAAGUUGAGAAGGUAAUUGCUAAAAAGAAGAAAAUUAAGCCAGCUCCACCGCCUCCCAGGACUAAUAUCCCGGGUCAUGUCUUUCUCAGCCCACCGCCACCUAGACAGCCAAAACCUCCUCCACCGCCACCCCUGGCGACUCCUCCAUCGCGGCUGCACCGUCGAUUAAUUAUUGCCCGAGUGGCUGUGGAAAUGUAAGCUAAGUUGGUUGAGGAGUUGUGUUAGUAUUGUAGCUAUUAGAUACAACAAGUAUGGCAAAUUGGUGUCUUGUGUACAAUGUACGUAUAUGGACGUGUUUUCAUGCUUUCUAUUAUAUAGAUAGUCCUCUAUAAUUUCAGCAAAUCGAUACAUC
Messenger RNA from Oldenlandia corymbosa var. corymbosa, 866 nucleotides. NCBI's taxonomy places the organism in Eukaryota, Viridiplantae, Streptophyta, Magnoliopsida, Gentianales, Rubiaceae. The record is from the annotation of a GenBank genome assembly.